CUACGCAAUUAAUUAACUUGAUUUACAAAAAUCGAUCGUUGGCUAAUAUUAUAUUAAAACUAUUAUUUAGUAUAUAGUAUAAAGAUAGACGGAAACGGGUUUAAAUCGCAUCUGCGAAUAAUAUCGAUUAUUAUAUUCACGUGGCCUGGCAUCGAACCGAUGACGUCAUUCCAACAGGGAGGAGGCCGACGGUACGAAUGGAAAUUUUCGUUUUCGCUCUUAACCUUUUUCUUCUUUAAUCGACGAUGGAUUCUGACGUGAAGCGUGUGUUGUGGGUCGGUAAUUUGCCCGAAAUGGUCACAGAAGACUUGCUUUGCGAACUUUUCACCCAGGCAGGUCCAGUGGAAAGUGUAAAGAUAGUAAAGGAUAGAACAGGUGGUCAUAGAGGCUAUGCCUUUGUAACCUUCAAGCAUGAAGAAUCUGUACCAUAUACCAUAGCAUUGAUGGAGGGUAUUCGCUUAUUUGGAAAUGUUCUGAAACUCCAGAGACGUUCGGGAGCAGAAAAUGAUGAUAAUCCUUAUUUAAAAGCCAUACGUGAUUAUCAAGCAUCACGCUGUUCUGCAAAUAAUGCAGAAAAUCCUCAAAAGUCAUACAAACAGCAUACUCAUGAUUAUAAAUAUAACACAGACAGAAAAACUUAUGAUAAUUAUAAGAAAACUUCUAGUAGAAACAGUGGAUAUAAAAAUCAUCAGGCUUAUUCAUAUGAAGAAAAGGUGGGAAAAAAUAAGGAUUUAAGACAAAACAGAAGUUUUGAUAGUAAAGAAUCAAAUAGUUUAUCUAAGACAAAUUUCACUAAUUUAAAUUUUGAAGAGAGCUCGAUAGUCAAUCAGAACAUGCACGAAAAAAAUACACACGUUUACGAAGAAAAUAAAUCAGCAACACAGCUGGAAUUCAGACCAAAUGUUCUGCAAGAACACACGAAGACAUUCUUUCAUCAAGGGGUUUUUCAACCCAUACUAGUUCAGUCCUUGCCUAAUUUGUUUAAUAUUCACUAUCAUCCCUACAGAGGAAACAGUUAACCAAAAUUUGCAUAUGUUUCAAACAUAGCUGUUUCAAAAUUAUGUUUUAACUAAAAAGUUAGUGUGUAAAAUUUGUAUAUACACAUACAAAGCAUAACAUAAGCAUUAUUUUUAAGAAAAUUGUUUAAAUAUAACUGAUUGUAACUUUCUUUAGUUGUUUAACACACAAGGAACAUUUCAUUGUUUUAUAUCAUUUGAAAUCAUAUUUUACACAAUAAUCUGUAAUGUAAUUAUAUAUUUGUAAAUAUAAUUUUCUGUUAAAUGCAAGUGACAUAAAUAUCAUGUGUACAUAAAAUAACUUCCCUGUUAUCAAUAGGGAAGUUGUUUUACUUAAAAACCAUGCUAAAAACUAACAGCACUGUGUGUGUUAUUAAGUAAAAAGCAAAAUAAGGUAAGAUUAAUAACUGAUGAAAAUUUUGUUUUUAAUUUAGCUAUCACUUCAUAUUUACUGGAAACUUGUGGAAAAAUCUUCACAUGCAAAUUUUUUCAAAAAGAAAAUUCUUUUGAUUAGUUUUGUUAAGUGUAUUAUAACUAUAACUUGUACCUAAAAACUACGCUAAGACAACACUUGUUGCUGUUUCAUCAGUUUUUUUCUAUGUCCAAUUUGAAAAUUUUUUAUUUUAAAAAUUUACAAGUUGUAUAUAGAUUAAACUACUGCUACAAGUUAUAUAUGGAGAAUUGUAAAAUGAUGAAAAUAUUUUGUUUAGAAAUGCUUUAAGCUUGUUUAAUUUUUUAAUCUUAUAUUUUUAUCUCAGUUUCUUAUUUCUUUGUUCUAAUUCACACAGAAUGACUUAUCCACACAAUUAUGUUGAACCCGGAUUAAAAAGUAAAAACCAAAUCUUUCAAAAACAAAUUUCAUUAUCUAAUAGUAGUAAAUCCAUUAUUUGAAAUACUUUCAGAUACUGGAUUUACCAUGUAAUGAAAGCAAAAGUUGGUGUAACAUUCUGGCAUAAUACAUCAGAUUGUAAUAAUGUGACCCAAAGUGUAAAUCUUUUUUGUAAAGAAUUAAGAUUUACUCAUCUGGUUUGAGUAAAUCUUAAUUCUAGUUAGAGGCAACUGAAUUCUAAGUACUUGACAAAAUAUUAAAAAUUUAUCAGAGUAUGUUUAGUAUAUGAAGUAUAAAUUAUUUGUUUUGUCAAAAAUUGGUUAUGAAGAGUUUUAGUUCUAGAAAUGGUGAGAUUGUUCUGUCAAUUUUUUUUUUUAUCUAAACCACCAUAAACACAAAAUCAGCAAUCUAAAAUUUCAAGUUUCCUUUUAUCAAAUAAAAACUAAAGGAAACUUGCUACUUGUGAGCAGUAUUCUGGUUAAUUAACAUUUUAUAACUAUAUAACUGGUCUCAUUAACUACUCAUAAAAAUUUGACUUAGAUAUUGAAUUUCAAUAUGAAGUAAAAAAAACCUUCAGAUUCAUGCUCUACAAUCAAAAUCUCAUUAACAGUUUUAAGGCAAACUGUUUAAUUAUUAUAAAUUUCCUGAAAUAAUAAAGAAUUGACUGUUAUACAAACUGUUAUUAAAUGGCUAUUUUUAAGAAAAGAAAAUAUAUCAACAUACAGUAUAAGCAACUAUUGAAUGUACUGUAUAGUACCAUUACAUAUGUUCAUUCAUUCAAUAUAUUGUCUAAAGAUAUCAAGCUUUAAAAAAUACAGCUUUAUUUAUAUAAUCUUAUUCAUUUUAGUAUAGAAGCCACUCCUCAAUUUUGUAAGAAACAUUCUUCCCUAAAUUUGUUAAAUAGAAAAGUGAUUUUUGUUUGGUUACUAUUUUUGAAGUAGAAGAAUACAUAAAUUUGAACAAGUAAUCACAUUAUCCAGAUUUUUAUUUUGUGUAACUGUUCAUUUCUAAUAAUUGAACUUUUACAAUUGAGGAAGACUAGAAAUGCAAAAGUUCUCUGGACAAUAUACUGUGUGUUUUGUCUUUGGGUAAGACAUUGAAAAAAUUAUACCACAAUAAAGGAAAAGGAAGUUUAUUUACUGAAAAUUAUAUAUCUGAAGGAAAAUUCUGUAUGCAAUUGCAUGCUAAAUCACAUGCAAUUGCAUUAUGCAAUAGAAGUAAUUAAAAAGAAAAUGAAAAUUUAUUUGUAGUUUAUUUUUGUAAUUAUUAUUUUAAUACUUUGCCUCUUAUCCCUUGCUUCUAACUUUGAACACCUAUAGUUUAUAUUUUAAAAAAAAAGCUGAAAAUGUUUAUUUCUUUAUCUAAACAUAGUCAUUUUC
Messenger RNA from Centruroides sculpturatus (bark scorpion), 3224 nucleotides. RefSeq names its product RNA-binding protein 7-like. Lineage: Eukaryota; Metazoa; Arthropoda; Arachnida; Scorpiones; Buthidae. The transcript has 2 exons. Gene Ontology annotation, molecular function: single-stranded RNA binding. The record is from RefSeq and is a predicted model, not a curated record. The coding region runs from base 246 to 1019 and encodes 257 amino acids. Gene Ontology annotation, cellular component: nucleus. Gene Ontology annotation, biological process: regulation of alternative mRNA splicing, via spliceosome.